UUCUGCUCAUAAUACAAAUUAUGUUCGUAAACUCCAAGGAAAUCUAAAGACUUUGGAGACUUCAUUUAAUUCAUUAAGAUGUCAAAGAGAUGAUGUGAAUAGAAGAAUUGAGAUGGCGGAGUCAAACCCAACUAAACCAGCGAAGCGGACAAAUGUGGUUAGUGAUUGGCUCCAAAGGGUACAAGCCUUAGAGACAGAAUUACAAGCAAUCUUAGACGAAAAUGAAGCUAUCAAGAACGGUCGAGGAUGCUAUCUUUGUUCUUGGGAAAAAUUGUUGGGGUGCUUACAAACUUGGAAAAUUAGUGCUCCGGAAGCAGACUGUUGUGGAGAGUUUGUUAAAAGAUGGCGAUUUCCAAGAUGUCGCUUAUACAUGUCAACCGGAUCCUCUUCAACAGAUCCCCACCGUGCAAGUUGUGGGCAUGGACGCAAAAUUUAAUGAGGUAAUGGAUUCGUUGGUUACUGAUGGAAAUGAUGUACGACUUAUAGGUUUGUAUGGAAUGGGAGGAGUCGGAAAGACAACUCUUUUGCAGAAGGUUCAUAAUGAAGUUGCCGAAAGAAAACUAUUUGACUUAAUAAUUUUUGUUGUGGUGUCUAAAGAUUUGGACUUAAAAAGUAUCCAAAACCAGAUUGGAAGGAAACUAGGAGUCUCAUGGGCAGAAGAAACUAAAAUAAAUGAGAGAGCUAUAGAUAUAUUCGAGUUGUCAAAACAUAAGAAAUUUUUGCUGUUGUUGGAUGACAUUUGGGAAGGAAUUGACUUAGAAACAAUUGGAGUUUCAAAGGAUACCUUCCAAACAAGUGGGUCUAAGGUAGUUUUCACGACAAGAGAUAAGCAAGUUUGCGGGUUUAUGGAAGCCGAUAAAAGAAUCAAAAUAAAGUGUCUCGACGAGGAUCAAGCUUGGAGCCUAUUUCAACAGAAGGUUAAGCAAGAAGCCCUAAGUUGUCAUCCAGAUGUACCUGACGUUGCCAAAAAAGUUGCGAAAGAAUGUUGUGGUUUACCUUUAGCCCUUAUUGCUAUUGGUCGAACUAUGUCUAGCAAAACCGAUCUCCAACAGUGGCAACACGCACUACAUACUCUACACGAAUCGGCAUCAAAAUUUAGUGGUAUGGCCGAUAAAGUAUUAGCUAUUUUGAAGUUCAGCUAUGAUAAUCUAGAAAACCACAAGUUAAAGUCAUGUUUCUUGUAUUGUUCGUUAUAUCCAGAAGACCAUUCGGUUUUAAAAUACGAACUUAUUGCAGUUUGGGUAGGUGAAGGUUUUUUGGAUAACGUCGAUGAUUAUGUCAAAGCUCAAAAUGAAGGUCACGAUGUGAUUAGAUGUCUUAAAGAUGCGUGCUUGUUAGAAACUGGAAUUGUGCUUGGGGUAAAGAUGGAGUAUCUGGUAAAAAUGCAUGAUGUAGUUCGUGAUUUGGCAAUUUGGGUAGUUUCAGAUCUUGGGAGGAAUAAAAGCACGAGUCUAACCUUGCAAGCACAAAGCACACUAGAUCUCCAUGAAUGGAUGAAAGCAGAGAGGAUCUCUUUGAUAGACAAUAGAGCAAUUCAAAUACUUAAUGGAGCACCAAAAUGCUCGAAUCUCUUAACUUUGUUCCUUCAAAGUAGCAAUAUCUCUGUUAUAUCUGAUGAGUUUUUCCGUUUCAUGCCCAUGCUCAAAGUCUUAAAUAUGUACUGUGUGAAACUCAAAAAUCUCCCGACAAGCAUGUUUUCACUAUCGAAUUUACAAUCCUUGUAUAUGCCGGAAUAUGAAGAAGAUAUCGUUCUACCACCGGGGAGUAUAGCUUCUCUUACAAAGAUGAAGAUCUUAUGCUUAUCUGAAUCUUGUAGUCGCUGGGAAGUAGAAGGUGGACCAAGCCUCUGUGAACUAGAAAGCUUACAGCAUCUGAUAGGUCUUGUCAUCACAAUAGGAACUGGUCUUGCUCUUCAAAGGUUGGUAACUAGUCCAAAACUUCAGCUGUGCACAAAAUUCUUAGUCAUUAAAUAUUGUCCAGGCAUUACAUCCCUCACAUUUUUACCAUCGUCACUGGGGUCGCCACUUAGUCUUGUACACAUGAGCCGCUUAAGCUACCUUUCUCUGAAAAACUGUGAUGAAUUGGAAGAGUUGAGGAUUAUUAGUCGGGACAGAGUUAGUUUGUUCACAAUCUUGGAGGAUUUAUUCUUUUCUUCCAUGCCAAAAUUAAGGAUAGUAUGGGAUGUACCGCAGGCAUCAUUCUGCUCUGUCAACCUUAAACGUGUAAUCAUUAGAGGUUGUCCUCAGUUGAAGGAUAUUACAUGGCUGAUCUAUGCUCAGAAUCUUAGAGAACUUAUCUUGGAGAAUUUAGAUGGAUUGGAGGAGAUAAUAUCUAAUGGAUUUGCAGCCCAGGAGCAGUUAAUAAAUACGUUUUCCAAAUUAAACUAUUUGGUAUUGCGCUCUGUAAGGAAUCUAAAAAGGGUAUGUGACCAAAAUGUGAAAUUCUUUCUUUUGGAAAAGAUUUCUGUGGUGGGAUGUCCAGCAUUGAAGAAGUUACCGUUUAGCGCCAAUAGCAUGAUUCCCCGGACUUUGAACAUGAUACAAGGAGAGAAACAAUGGUGGGAAAGCCAAGAAUGGGAAGAUGAAGCCACCAAAUGUAAUCUUGCUCCUUGUUUUCGUGAAAUUUAAUUUUAACCUGCCAAUAUGUAUCAGCUAGUCGUUUAAUUUUAAUAUUAAGUUUCAAUUGUAGUAGUUUUUUAUAUUUUGUAGU
This is a messenger RNA of Papaver somniferum (opium poppy), 2709 nucleotides long. Its product is annotated as probable disease resistance protein At5g63020. Gene Ontology annotation, molecular function: ADP binding; protein binding. Lineage: Eukaryota; Viridiplantae; Streptophyta; Magnoliopsida; Ranunculales; Papaveraceae. The transcript has 2 exons. The record is from RefSeq and is a predicted model, not a curated record. Bases 222 to 2627 code for a protein of 801 amino acids.